Sinocyclocheilus anshuiensis is the source of this 3451-nucleotide messenger RNA. Its product is annotated as E3 ubiquitin-protein ligase Topors-like. The transcript is spliced from 3 exons. NCBI's taxonomy places the organism in Eukaryota, Metazoa, Chordata, Actinopteri, Cypriniformes, Cyprinidae. Gene Ontology annotation, molecular function: metal ion binding; ubiquitin protein ligase activity. The coding region runs from base 210 to 3155 and encodes 981 amino acids. The record is from RefSeq and is a predicted model, not a curated record. Gene Ontology annotation, biological process: protein monoubiquitination; protein polyubiquitination.
UGUUCUUGUUUUGUUACGUCACGAUCGACCGCCUGAGAGAAGUCGUGUCGUUUCUGGUCAUUAUUAAACGCGUUAUAUAUUCGCAUUCGGAGCAAUAACGUGAAAUAUCGUGACUUGGUCUUUGAAGCGGCACUGGUUUGUUAGGCACUCAGAGUUCAGAGGAUCUGAGUAACUUACUCCCAAAGUUUCAACAAAUACAUAAAACAAUCAUGGCAUCACCGCAGAUGAAGGAGCGUCCAUCGGGCGCUGUGUUAAACACUAUAUCAAAAGGAGCAUCUCCAGAAUCCAAAUGCCCGAUAUGCCUGGAUCACUUCAAAAACAUAUCGUACCUUGAUGUGUGCCUGCAUAAGUUCUGCUUCUGCUGCAUCCGCGAGUGGUCGAAGAACAAAGCGGAGUGCCCUUUAUGCAAGCAGCCAUUUAAUUCAAUUUAUCACACCAUAAAGUCCGAAGAUAACUACCAGAGGUUCGACCUGCGACCAACUGAAAACGGCUCAUUUGGCAACAUGGCAGGGCAGAGAUUCAGGUAUCGCACCACGCUCACCGGCGAGCGCAGGCUAGCGCCGAGGAGAACGUCAUCUCCUCCUGACCACGGGGUCUUAUUCGAGGACCUAAGAGGAUCUGUUCCUCAGCGGCACAACAGAGAUCUCCACAGCAUGUUAAGGAGGUUGGCAGAGGAGAGACAGAGGAGAGAGAGCGAGGGAAGGUCUCUGCGGAGUCUUCACGAACAACAAGCGGUUAAAUUCAGACGGGCCUUGUACAGGAGAGGCGUGCGAGUCCAGAACGUGCAGGACGGUGGCCGUAGCAGGGAGACUUCUGCAGAGUUCUUCAGAAGAAAUCCUGCUUGUCUCCACAGGCUUGUGCCUUGGGUGAGACGAGAGCUGACUGUCCUGUACGGUACUCACGGGUCGCUUGUCAACAUAGUGCAGCACAUCAUCAUGACUCUGAUCACUCGGCAUAACUUGGACGAGCAGGCUGUUCUGCAUGAGCUCCGGCCCUUCUUACUGACCCAUACAGAGCACUUCUUGCACGAGUUUCUUAGCUUUGCUCGGUCCCCGUUCAACAUGGAGGCGUAUGACCAGCGCGCCGUUUACGACUUGCCUCGGCCCUCCGGAGAGAGCAGCCAUUCGGAAACCUCUGUGAUCGCCAUCUCUGAGGACGAGAGCGAUUCUUUAGUGUCAGGAUCCCAGGAUUAUGCCACUCCUAGUGUGACCUUAAGCCAAGCGCCGUGGGAUGAUGAGACCCCAGGGCCAUCCUACUCCUCAGAGCCAUCUCAGGUGUUACCUUUCCAUGUGAGGGACUCGGAUUCUGAUAGUAGCGUAGGGGAGGCAGUAGUGUCUGUCGCCACUGUGCCACGUCAGGACCGUCCGGGAAAUCCUGGCACUGUUGCCGUGGAAGAGGAGCAUUCCUCUGGCAGUGAUGAAGACUGCAUGAUUAUCGGACAUGUUAAGCCAGUGUCAGAAAGGACACCGGAACUGGUCCUGCUUUCCUCUGAUUCAGAGCAGAAUGCCGAGCCGCAGAGCCCUCGAGCACCCCAACACAUUCGUUUUACUUCAGAGUCUGAUUUGUCUCCCGCUGACGCUCAGAGGAGGCCGACGAGAUGCUCUCGUUCGCCUGAGAACACCUCUACUCGCUCAAGAAAAGAUAAAUGUGGCAAAAGGCAUCAUGAGAGAGAGCUGUCGGGAUCUAGAGAAAGAUCCUCAUGCAGCAAUAGGACUCACUCCUCCUCUCGUGGCAGGAAACACCCAUUGUCUAAAGAGAGCAAGCAUAAGCGGAGACGAGAAAAAGAGUCAAGCCGCCACACCUCGUCAUAUUGGCAUUCAUAUAGCCAUUACAGUCAAAGCGACAGCAGCAGGAGAUGUUAUACAGAGACAUGCUCAUCCUACACCAGCUAUUAUAGAAGUGUACAUCGCUUUCGUUCUCGAUCACAUGGUAGAAGGCGAAGCAGGGACCGUCAGGACAGAAGUCACUCAAGCAGCCGAUCUAGAAUCAAGCCUAGCUUCUCCGACCGUCAGGACAGAAGUCACUCGAAGAGCCGAUCUAGAAUCAACUCUUCCAACAGUCAGGACAGAAGUCGCUCGAAGAGCAAUUCUAGAAUCAACUCUUCCAACCGUCAGGACAGAAAUCACUCUAGGAGCAAUUAUAGAAUCAACUCUUCCAAGCGUCAGGACAGAAGUCGCUCGAGGAUCAAUUCUAGAAUCAACUCUUCCAACCGUCAGGACAGAAAUCACUCAAAGAGCCAAUCUAGAAUCAACUCUUCCAACCAUCAGGACAGAAGUCACUCGAGGAGCAAUUCUAGAAUCAACUCUUCCAACCGUCAGGACAGAAGUCGCUCAAAGAGCAAUUCUAGAAUCAACUCUUCCAACCAUCAGGACAGAAAUCACUCUAGGAGCAAUUCUAGAAUCAACUCUUCCAACCACCAGGACAGAAGUCGCUCAAAGAGCAAUUCUAGAAUCAACUCUUCCAACCAUCAGGACAGAAAUCACUCUAGGAGCAAUUCUAGAAUCAACUCUUCCAACCACCAGGACAGAAGUCGCUCAAAGAGCAAUUCUAGAAUCAACUCUUCCAACCAUCAGGACAGAAAUCACUCUAGGAGCAAUUCUAGAAUCAACUCUUCCAACCGUCAGGACAGAAGUCACUCAAGGAGCAAUUCUAGAAUCAACUCCAACUCGCAUCAGACAUCACAUCACGAUGAACAUGGCAGGAAAAAGAAAUACAAAACGAAGCAUCAUGAGGAACCCACAAGGAAAAGUUCUAGUCAGUUGUUCACAGAUUCUGUUGAGGAUGGUGCAAAAAAGAAAAUCAAGAAGCACAAGAAGUUCAAGAGGAAAAGUAGGAGUCCAAGCAUAGAUGACAGAUCUGAGGAUCACGGUCGGAAACAUCACAAGAAGAAGAAGAAACACAAGAGGAAGAGCAGGAGACAUAGUAGUGAGGAGAGGGUGGGAAAAAACAGUCCAGUUCUCAUAACAAUUCCCAGUGACAGUGACGCUGCUGACCCCAGUGAACCCUCAGCCAGGAAUAUCAGUGCAGCUGACUCCACGGUCACAAUAGCAAGCAGUGCCACAGAAACUCAGCCGCUAGACGUGGAGCAAGAGUCAGCUGCUGGAACUGAAUGUAGUUCUGUGGGUGAUGCAGGGAAUCGCCCCCAGACAUUGUGAGUUUACAUGUGUGGCAAAUCAAGACUGACAAAGGACUACAAUUCAGUGUUUUAUAAAUGGAGAAGAGAUUUGUUUUAAAUGUGAUUUUGAUUUGGAGUUUUUGGAUAUAUUUGCAUUUGUGAUUUUGGAAAUGUAUUAAUUUCAGACUAUGCAAGCAAGUUAACAGUCACUAAUUUAAAAAGUUUACUGUUCCUGUCGCAAAUAAAUAAAAAAGGAUCAUAAAAGUGUCUUUAUUUACUGAAUGUUGUAUUUCUGUGUGUAUGUUUGCUUAAAACAGUCUGGAAUCAGUUUCAUGC